CUGUCAGGACUCAAAGGUGGUACUGUCGUCUUUUUAAGAGAGUAAUAUUGAAGAUAUUUUUUUCUGAGAUGCAUCACAGCUUCAUAGUGAAGACAUCGGGGUGGGCACAACAGAUGUUUCUCUACUUUUUGGUUUCAGGUACUCACUCCUUGGUUACAGUCCACCAGCCUCCUGUGCUUACCACUGCUCUGGGUCAUGAUGUUAUAAUGCCGUGCCAUCUCAAUCUUUCCCAAAAUGAGAAAAUGAUGACCCCACCGGUUCUGUAUUGGGUGUACUUAACACAGGACGGCACUGACAAUCCCAGAGUGUGGAUCCCCUCUGAGAAAUACGAUGGACGUGUUGAGCUUCUGGACAAUAACCCGAACACUUCAAGCAAGUCCAUACUCCUCAAGAAUGUCCAGUGGGCCGACAGUGGGAAGUACCAGUGCAAAGUCUCCGUCAUCACAGAGGGUGAUCGUUUCAGGAGGAGAGGAAAUGACACUUUACUGAUGGUGUAUGAUACCAUGAUCUUAAAGCUCACCGGUCACAAUGACUCUCUGCUCGGGUGUAAAGUAAACGUGACCAGGGAUCCCGGAUUCGUUUUGUCCAUUUUUCAUGACGGAUUCAAACUCCAACCUGUUGACACAGCCCCGGGAGAUGCUGACGCAGUUCUUCCCUAUGUCACACUCUCUGAGACCAUUUCUCUGAGGAGCAAAGGGCAAUAUGAGUGUCAGCUGUACCUGAACGAAGAUUUGGUAACAAAAAGCAUCUUCAACUACCAUACGCCUGUGGCUGCAGAUGAUGCAGAUGCUCAAACAAAUGUCUCGCUAACAUGUCCAACAACUGUCUCCGGUGUGGUGGUGUUUCCAGAGCCAUGGCCUCUGUAUAUGGCUCUCCUCCUGGUGCCCAUCACUAUCCUGCUGGGACUCACAAGUGCCUUGCUGAUGCGGAUGUACAGAUGCAGAUACAGAUGAGUUUGUCAACAUCUGGCGGGAACGGAGAGGAUGGAGACCCAGGGUUAUAGGAUUACUGUAUGUCUCUGUAACAUACUGUAUAUGCAUUUAAGGACAUAAUUACAAAUAAUUUCUGAUAUUCUACAAAUGUGACCGCCUAAGAAUUAUGUGUCUACUAAUUCACAACGUAAACUGUAUUUGACUGUUAAAAAUAAUAUUGCAUCGACAGAAUACCAAGGUGCUUAUAUGAUAUAUUACUAAGUUGUUAGUCAUAUUUAGUCAUUCUUAAUGCUCUUUAGCUGAAUGUACAAUCUCAUGUUGAUACUAGUCAUGUUUUUGUGUGGUUUUGAUUUCCCAGGAACGGUUCACUUUGAAUCAGAAAAUCUAAGUAAACCCCCCCAUGACCCAG
Molecule: messenger RNA, 1341 nt
Organism: Perca fluviatilis (European perch)
Lineage: Eukaryota; Metazoa; Chordata; Actinopteri; Perciformes; Percidae
Exons: 5
Coding region: 69-953 (294 amino acids)
Biological process (GO): positive regulation of T cell proliferation; T cell costimulation; immune response
Cellular component (GO): external side of plasma membrane
Source: RefSeq, a predicted model, not a curated record